Molecule: messenger RNA, 3274 nt
Organism: Nematolebias whitei (Rio pearlfish)
Lineage: Eukaryota; Metazoa; Chordata; Actinopteri; Cyprinodontiformes; Rivulidae
Gene: dis3
Product: DIS3 exosome endoribonuclease and 3'-5' exoribonuclease
Exons: 21
Coding region: 92-2947 (951 amino acids)
Biological process (GO): rRNA catabolic process
Cellular component (GO): nuclear exosome (RNase complex); cytoplasmic exosome (RNase complex)
Molecular function (GO): 3'-5'-RNA exonuclease activity; endonuclease activity; RNA binding
Source: RefSeq, a predicted model, not a curated record
GGGCAGUAGAACCAUAGCAGAACUGCCUGGCGUCUUCAAGUAGUUGUAUAAAAUCUUCUGAAUUUAUACUUUACGAGCUUUUAUUUUCAUCAUGUUAAAAUCAAAAACCUUCGUUAAGAAGACCCGGUCAGGUGGGGUGAUGAAAGUAGUGCGUGAGCAUUACCUCAGAGAUGAUAUUUGGUGUGGAAGUGAGGUUUGCGCUGAAUGCAAACAGGAGACAACAGUACUACAGACGGACGCGUGUAUUGAAAGUAAUCUCUGCUCUUAUCCACAUUAUAUUGUCCCUGACACAAAUGUGGUUCUACAUCAGAUUGACGUGUUGGAAGAUCCAGUGAUUCGUAAUGUAAUUAUUCUUCAGACUGUACUGCAGGAGGUACGCCACCGCAGUGCACCGGUUUAUAAACGCCUGAAGGAUAUUAUACAUGAAAAAGAGAAACACUGCUACACUUUUACCAACGAACACCACAGAGAGACUUUCAUUGAGCGUGAACCAGGGGAGAGUGCCAAUGAUCGCAACGAUCGUGCAAUCCGCGUGGCAGUCAAGUGGUACAACCAUCAUCUGAAAACGCUCGAGUCGGGUCCAGAUGGUCUCAAAGUGGUCCUCCUCACCAACGAUCAAGGGAACAAGCAGAAAGCACUGGAGGACAGCUUAGUGGCUUACAGAUUUGAGGAAUACAUCAAAAGUCUUAUCGCAAACCCUGAGCUUGUGGACCGUCUUGCUUUGUCCAAUGAUGAUAAGAAUGAAAUUACAAGCAGUAAAGUGUUGUUUCCAGAACACCUUCCUCUGUCUAAGAUCCAGGCAGGAAUCAAAAGUGGCUCCUUCAUCCAGGGCUCCUUCAGAGCCAGCAGGGACAACUACCUGGAGGCCACAGUUUUUGUCCAGGGAGAGGGAGAGGACAGCACGGAGAUUCUCAUCCAGGGUCUUCAAAAUCUCAACAGAGCUGUGCACCAGGAUGUGGUUGCCGUGCAACUGUUGCCACGGAAUCAGUGGGUGUCACCUUCAUCAUUUGUGCUGCAGGAUGACGGCACAGCAAAGGACGAUAAUGUUGACGAGGAUGAAGAGGAGAAAGUGUUGAAGUUAUCAGCAGCUGAGGCAGCCAGGAAACCCACAGGUAAAGUUGUGGGAAUCAUCAAAAGGAAUUGGAGGCCAUUCUGCGGCAUGCUGAAUGUCUCCCAAAUCAAAGAGUCCACUCGCCAUCUUUUCACCCCGGCAGACCGCCGUAUCCCACGCAUUCGCAUUGAAACACGACAGGCCUCUACACUUGCAGGCCAAAGGAUCAUGGUGGCUGUUGACGGCUGGCCCAAAGACUCCAGAUAUCCAAAUGGUCACUUUGUCCGUAGUCUGGGAAAUGCAGGAGAGAAGGAAACGGAGGAGGCGGUACUGCUUCUGGAGCAUGACGUUCCACAUCAGGCCUUCUCUCAGGUUGUGCUCAGUUUCCUUCCCAAGAUGCCAUGGACCAUUACUCCAGAGGAUAUGGCGCAGAGAGAGGACCUGAGGCAUUUGGUGGUGUGCAGUGUGGAUCCCCCAGGAUGUACAGAUAUUGAUGAUGCGCUACACUGUAGAGAACUGGAAAAUGGAAACCUUGAGGUGGGUGUUCACAUCGCUGAUGUGAGUCACUUCAUCAGACCUGGCAAUGCGCUGGACAGAGAGGCUGCCAACCGCGGUACCACAGUGUAUUUGUGCGGCAAAAGGAUAGACAUGGUUCCUGAGCUGCUCAGCUCCAAUCUGUGUUCUCUACGCUCUAAUGUGGAAAGGUUUGCUUUUUCAUGUAUUUGGGAAAUGAACCACAACGCGGAAAUUUUAAAGACUCGGUUCACAAAAAGCGUGAUCAAUUCCAAGGCAUCUCUGACAUAUGCUGAGGCCCAGAUGAGGAUAGAUGACACGAGUAAGAAUGACGACAUCACUAAAAGCUUGCGUGGUCUCAACAAACUUGCCAAAAUCCUCAAGAGGCGAAGGAUUGAGAAGGGUGCACUGACACUGUCAUCCUUAGAAGUUCGGUUCCACAUGGACAGUGAAACCCACGACCCCAUAGACCUGCAAACAAAAGAACUUAUGGAGACAAACUCCAUGGUCGAAGAGUUUAUGUUGCAGGCCAAUGUUUCAGUUGCACAAAAGAUUUAUGAUGAAUUUCCAGAGUGUGCUCUGCUGAGGAAACAUCCAGCACCGCCUCCAUCCAACUAUGACAUCCUGAUCAAGGCUGGGAAGUCCAAAAAUGUGGAGAUCCACGUAGAUUCAGCCAAGACGCUCGCCGAUUCCCUCGAUGUGGCCAAAGUGGACGGCUUUACAUACUUCAACACACUUCUGCGCAUCUUGGCCACUCGCUGCAUGAUGCAAGCGGUCUAUUUUUGUUCUGGCAUGGACAGCGACUUCCACCAUUAUGGUCUCGCCUCACCCAUUUAUACACACUUCACCUCACCAAUUAGGAGAUAUGCAGAUAUAAUAGUGCAUCGCCUGCUGGCAGUGACCAUAGCUGCUGACAGCACCUACCCUGAUCUGAUGGACAAGCAUAAACAGUCAGCCCUCUGCCUCAACAUCAACUACAGACACAAAAUGGCUCAGUAUGCACAGAGAGCAUCUGUGGCUUUCCACACACAGUUGUUCUUCAAGACUCGAGGAAUACUGAACGAAGAAGGAUUUGUUCUGUUUGUGAGAAAGAAUGCAAUCAUUGUUCUCAUCCCAAAGUUUGGUCUGGAGGGAACGGUCUUCUUUGAUGCUAAAGACAAAGUUUCCCCCAACCUUGUUUUUGAUGAAGAGGGUCCAACUCUAAAGGUGGAGCAGCACACAUUCCACAUGUUUGAUAAGGUGAAGGUCACCGUGAGUCUAGAUUCCUCCAACAUUCAGCACCAGAAGAUCCGCAUGGCUCUAACAGAACCUGUGAUCCCUGGCAUUAGUGUUCCUGCUCCUGUGGCUGAACCACAAGCCAAGAUACAGAAACUGGACCGCUGACUGGAAGCAGAACCAUAAUUUACCAGAUUUUAAUGUAUCCAAACAGUUAACUGUAGCGGGUAUGCAAACCAGCUCACAACAAAGGUUCACUGUUCCCAUCUCAAGUGCAUCCCUGAUGAAAUAAUUGUAUGAUUUGAAGCAUUUCUUGGUCAAACAGACCAUAAAGAUCUUUUUGUUUUAUCAUCAUGGAUAUGCUUUUUUUAUUCCCGCUCCCUCAAAUGCAUUUUCUUGCUAAAUUACUUCUACAAGUGAACAGGAAAUUACCAGAAUAAUGAACAAACAACCCCAAACAUAACCAAAAUUAUUGUGAACUGAACCAAAAAUGUU